CGGACUCGCGAUUGUCGGUGUGUUGCCACCACACGGUUAUCAACGGUUAUAACCAUAGACCAAAAUUCAAUGGUUAUAACCACUGUAGAAUAUGUGUAACCGUGUUUGUAACCACCGUACCGUAGCGUAACUAGCGGCGAGUGUUGGCUUUAUGUCACUUUGAUCCCUCGACGAGUCACUCAGCAUUCUCUCUCGGCGCGCGUCCGUGUAAUCGACUUAUGACUGCUGUCGUCCGCGUCAACCCGAGAAAUCUAAUCUCUAACCUUGUUUAUCCUGCAGGUUUUUCCUCAACGUUUUCACGCGGUCCGGCUGUCAGCAGCAACAACACUCGUAGAAUGGCAUCGACAAGUCUGGAUUCGAUUUUACCUUGGCCCGCGUACUUCGAACAGAUCAUGAAAAAUGAAGGUAAGCAUAACAACACCAAUAUUCUUAUUUCGAUCCGAUCGUCGUUACUAUUCCAUAACGUGACAUCGUGCCCAAACAAUAAUGUAUCCGUAAUAACGUCCGUAAUAAUACCUAAUCAUGGAUAUCCCAGAAUACGCAUUUUUCCGACGCGGUUCUGUUUGUUCUUGUGUUUUGCGUUAACGUGUAAACAUGAAUAUGUACAACGUAUACCUAGGUGUUUUUCGAUUUUUCAGUAAUAUGAAAUCUGAUCAGUGGUUUUUGAUUCACAUUGACUGUGCGUAUAUUAUUGUUAAUUUACGCAGUCAUUUUGCGGUAAGCGAUAAUCUGGUUCCUGUGGAAAUCCGUGAGGUGCGUUGUUGAAAUGGAAAAGAGAGAGUGGUUUGUUUCGAGUGGAGUGUGAAGUAAUGCGGAGAGACGAUUUCCACCAAGUCAAGAGCGUCAAGAGUACUAUUAUGAAGAGAAGAGAUGAAAAUAAAGACAGUAUUUAUACGGCGGGAGACAAGAGUAGGAUUACCGAGGAAGGAGCGGACACGGUCAUAAUUAUGUGAUGGGUGAUCAAUAUUCAGCAAAUGAAAGAAAACGGUUCUGGAUCUGUUCAAUACACAGAUGGACACACCGUAUAAGUGUGUCAAACAAUGAUUCCAGGACAGCCAUACAGCAAUAUAAAGCAUGAAGAGAGGAGAAAAGGGAAAUUUUAACUUUAUCAUUGCAUAUUGCAACUUUUUGUGAUGAACGUAUAAUAAUAUUGUAUGAUAUGAAUAUCUAUUUAUUUAUUUUAUGAUAACUAUACAAAUUUAAUACAUUUGUUAUAAAUAGCCUGACAAUAACUUACAUAAAUAAAAUAAAAAAUAAGUUAAUAAUCCAAGACAUUUAUUACAAUUCUGAUAAUAUGAUAUUACCUAUGUAAUCAAAAUCUAUACAUUUCAAAUAUGUAUUAUGUACUUGUUUAAAAAUCUUCAGAAUAAAUUGAUUUUCAAAACAAAAUAUUACCUAUACCUAUUAUAAUAAUAUUUUAAUUUUUUCUUUUUUCUGAAUUUGGUUUUAAUACAAUCAUGCACAUUUUAUAAAAAAUAAUAACAAUAAAUAGGCAGGUAAAAUUAUAGGUAGUUAAGUGUCGUACAAAUAUAAUUUCAGUAUACAAAGUGAUCCACUUUACCGUGCAAAAAAAAUACACAAUGUAAAAUUCUAAUAAUUAUUUCAUGAAAAAAUAACAACAUUGUUAAAAAUGUUUGUAUUUUAAAGGUGUGAUAAAGGUGUUUCCUCUUCACCAAAAAAUUAGUAAUAGUAUUACAUAACAUAUUGUUAUAAUACAUUUUUAUUUAUGAAACAAUAAUGUUAAUAAUAUUCCUUUUUUUUAUGUAGUGUAUUUUUAGUUGUGUAAGCAUUAUAAAAAAUGUAUUAUUGAAAACACGUAUUACUGCGGUGAAGCAACAAAAUAUUUUCUAUUUGUUUUUUUCGAUUGUAGUGAAAAUAGAAUUGAUAGAAAAAAAGAUAGAAGUGUGUGAUAGAAUAGAUUGAUGUGUAAAAUUCAAAGAAUAAGAAUAAGUAAUUAUAUUAUAAGUUAUCCACUUGAUUAAAUUUAUAGGUACCAUUAAUAUAAACAAAUAACUGAUACUGCUGAAUGAUUUGACACUGUUGUAGAUGGAAAAUUGGGAUUGUAGAAUACACAAAGUAGUUUAAUUCAUAUCUGUAUACAAUUCUAAACUAAAGGUACAUAUUUUGAAAUGCUAUGAUUUUUACGAUUUUCAAAAUUAAACUUAUUUCCUAUAACAAAAAUAAAAAGUGACUACAUUAUGUUAUACUUUUUUUUUACUAACAAAGACAACUUAUGGUGAACUUCACAUUAAAUUUCCAUACAUCUUGGAUUGACGAAAAACAAUAUUAUCCAUUUAAAUCUAAAAAACCUCAAAAAUAUUGAUAACUAAAAAUUGUCAGUAUGUUUUGAAAAUUUGAUCACAUAUAUAAAAUGUCAUUAUUAGUGGAGUUAUUAGUAUUCGGUAAAAAUGUCAGGUUUCUCUGAUUAUUUCUACAACAAAAAAACUUAAUCAAAAAUUAUGAAACUUUGAUUGGCAUAAAUUUGUCUGGUUUUUCGAUAUUAUUUUGAAAACUACCAGGAAAAUCAAAAAUAUGGCCUUUCCAAUGUUCAAACCAAAAUCAAAAUACAACAAAAAUAGUUUAUUAUUUUUGGAUCGAAGCAAAAUUUCUAGUAAAAGUUCCUAACAGACAAAAAAUUAAAAAUCAACUCAUAGUAAAACCAACACAUUCUUUGCUACACUCAAAAUCUAAAAGUGUCCAACAAAUCAAGUAUAAAUUAAUGUAAUUUUUAAAAAUUCCUAACUUACUUUUUUUCAUAAAACGAAACUAUUAAUUAAGCAUUUUAAAUCCCUGUGUACAUAUUAUAUAUACUUAUAAAUUUAAUUUUAAAAGUUUCAAACUUUUUAGAAUGGUAUAAAUAUCCAUAUUUUAAUCUACCUGUAUAUUGUUUUAUUAAAUUUAUAACUUAAACAAAUUAAAAAGUAAAUUUUUUAUUUUUUUCAUCUGAUUGAUAAACUUUAAUCCAACUUUAUUCCUGAUUAUUAUUAGCUGCAGUCAUUAAUGAAUAAAUAAUAUUAAGUUUAUUAUUACAAAGAGAGGUCAAAUAGGUACCUAUUUAGAUAUUCAUAAAUAUUGCUGUGUCUAUGAAAUAAGAAAUUAGAAACCAUUGAAACUAAUUUAAUCGCCUGUCUUCAGUAAGUGUAUGCAUAUUUUUAAUAAAAGAUUGAAUUAAUUCAAAUGUAUUCUUAAUGAAUAUUUAUUUUAAAAAUUUCAUAUACAUUACGCAAAUGCUUGAUGUAUACAAUUGAUACUUUUCGGGUUUCCUAUUCUUAGACCAAACGAGUAAAUAUUGAUACCUAUUUUAAAAGACUUAAUCAAUUAAUUAUUAUAAUUAGUGAUCAUGAUAGCAAGUACUGCACAAAAAAUAGUUGAUAAGAACCCUUAGGCUUUACGCUCUAUGACUUAAGCUCACUUUAAACUCAAACAACUGACUAUAAUAAUGAGUACUGGAUGAGUUGUACUUGAUAUCUUGAAAAAUGGUUUAGUGUAGAAAAAUGUUUGAUAUAUUCAACGAGAUUAUUUCUAUAGGUAUUUUAAUAAAAUAAAAUCAAAAACUUCACAAUAAAAAAAAAAUUGAUUGAAAUAUAAAUAAAAAGACUUAAAAUAUUGAACCAAGAUAAAUUGAAAAAUAAGAAUCUUGUCAAGAAAUGCAUUGAUAAAAUAAAAUAAAGGUAGAUGAUAGCAUCUACUCCCAUCAACAUUGUUAUUUUACAUAACUAUUGUAAUUUUGUUAUUUGUGCAUACUUCUGUUUCUCUUUAACCGUAUGACCAAAUGUUUCUUACAGUGAUAUUUCUUAAAUAUAAAAUAUAUUAAGCUCACUGUGUUAUCUUAUAUCUAAUCCUAUGACUAGGUUUUAUAGGUUCCUAUUUAUAAUACAUUUAAUAAAUUAUAAAAAAUUAAUACAAAUUUAUAAAAACCAUAUCCACCUAUUUACUUUUGCAUCUUACAAAAACAAAAUAUUUGACUUGUCUGAUUAUUGUUUUUACAUUAUUUUAUAGUUAAACCAGGUGUUUAUAAACCAAUUGAUGGUUCACAACCAGAAGCUAAUAAGGAAUUAAACGAAAAAGUAUCUCUACAUCAAGGAGAUAUUACAAAAUUAGCAAUUGAUGUAAUUGUUAAUGCAGCUAAUUCAUCAUUACUUGGUGGAGGUGGAGGUAAUUUUAUAUUAUUAUUAAAAUUGUACAAUAAACAAUAAUUUUAUAUGUAUUUAUUGUUUGUUAAUUUAUAGUUGAUGGUGCUAUUCACAAAGCAGCUGGCCCUGAGCUCAAAAGUGAAUGUGCUAAGUUAAGGGGUUGUGAAACUGCUAAUGCUAAAAUCACUAAAGGAUAUCGACUUCCAGCAAAGUGUAAGUAAUUGUUUUGAACAAAUGCCUUAAAACAGUGUGGUCCAUAAAGUCUUUUCUGGACAACAUUUUUUUGAAAUUAUCUAUUUUCUAAAUGAAUAUGUUAAUUAUUGAGGUAAAAAAUAAUUUGAUACUUAUGGUGUUUUUUUAUUUUGUGUCAGUAAAACAAAUUAUAAAUUUCAUAGAAUGUCUAUUUAUGUAGCUUCUUUAUUAUAUAUUACACACACAUCAUGGUCUAUUUUUUGUAGUCUGAUCACUAGUCCAAAAUCCCUAAAGGUGUGAUUCCUUAGUGACGCGAUGCUAAUACGGCGUGACUCAAAUUUUGGCUGCGCUGGGACUUCUUUACCUAUUUUUAGAUGUAGCCGAUUCCCAACACUACGAGGGCUAUGUCCAGCUAUGACCACUUCAGAAGCAGUCAAGACGCAGUCACCUUUUCAAAAUUCAAUGUGUCUUCAAAAAUAAUCUGAAAAGUUGUCAGAAUUUUUUCUCAUCUCUAAACAAAUGUUUCUUGAUUAAAAUACUAAAAAAUCCAUUUUGAUGUAAUUUGAUCAAUAAUAAUUUCUUCUUCUUUUAUUUCUUCUAAUAGCAGUUUAAUCAAAACUUUGUUUUUUUUUAAAAAAACAUUGCUCAAAAUGAUUAUUAGUAAUCAAAAAUUAAAUAAUCACUUGUGUACUCAAUACAAGAUACAACGCUUUAAUAAUCCUAUAAUCAUUGUACUUAUAUGACUGAAAACCCAAAUGCGCAUUUUGUAGUUAAAAGAAUCAACAGUCAGUCGAGCCGCGCUGAUUGUGCGUCACAAAUUUAUCAUGAACUAGGUAUAAAACUGAAUAAAAAAUUAACUACGGUGUAUUUUGCUAAAUUUGCAGUAAUAAACUACUAUGUAGGUACUACAGUCUAUAUGUAGGUCCAUAAGCUAUACGUUUAAUACAUUUAAUGUUUAAGCCGAUAAAGAAAACAAUAAUAAUUCAAUAUAACCAUUUAGUCUGUAUUCCUGGUUUUUACAUUUAUUAUUAUUAAUAAGUUAUUAAUUAAAUUAAAAUAUAAUCGUUUAUUUAUAAUGUAAAUUCCAUAGCUAGAAUAAUUGCAAAAAAAAAAAAAAAAUACAAAAAAUUGGUUAUAAAUUGGUUUAUUUGGAAUCAAAAUACCAUGUAACGAAUUUAUGUAUAAAAAUUAAAUUUCUAUCUUGUAUAUAAAACAAAGAAGUAUAUGAUUUAAAAUCUGAGCCCUAAUUAUAAAUAAUAAUUUAUUUUUCACUUACAAAAACAUUAUUCGCAUAACUCCUGCAAGCUUUCUGUAUACACAGAUAUCCUAUUAUUCAACCAGUACUUAUAUUUAUCAAUUGGCCAUCCAAUUCCUAGGUUUCAAUGGCAUAUAAAUACUUUUGUAAACAUUUUUUAUUUAUUUUAUUAUGAAUUGAAAUUUUAGAUGUUAUCCAUACAGUUGGUCCAAGAGGAGAACAACCAGACAUACUACAAACAGCCUAUGAAAGUUGUUUGGAUUUAGCUGUUGAAAAAAAACUGAGAACAAUUGUAAGUUACAUUGGUUAAGUGUUAGAAGAAAAAUUGUAGUUUUUAAUUUGAUUUUAGGCUUUUCCUUGCAUUUCAACUGGAGUUUAUGGUAAAUAUUGCAUACCAUUUAGAUUAACAUUGUACAGGGUUAUUAAAAACUUUUUUAAUAAAAAAAAUAUGUUUAGGUUAUCCACAAGAAGACGCAGCCAUUGUCGCAUUGAAAUCUAUAAGAAACUUUUUGGAACAUGAUCAUAACUUGGUAAAUCAUAAUAACUAUUAUAUAAAUGUAUAUUUGUGUUUAGAUUAAUUAAUUAUAGAAUGUUAUUAUUUAAAUGUGCAUAGUUUACACAUUAUACACCUGAUAAGACCUGAUUUCACAUAACAGCUGAUUCAUAUACAUUUUGAGAAUAUGACUUUUGUAUCAUGUACAGAUCCUACUCAUAUGAGUUUGAGAAUAGGGUCUCUGGUAGAAAACAUAAGCCAUACAAAUUUAAAAUAAUAAAAUUGAUUCUGUAAAUUUGGUUGUUUUCAUUUUUCAUUAGUUUCUAAUUAUUUUGAAAACCAAUUUAGAUUAUCAAAAAAUGACCUCCUUUAAGUACCACUCAAAUAAAAUUUCAGUUCAGCAAAGUUACUACACAUGAAAAUCAGAGCAAGAUUUCUAGUAGAAAAAUCAUUUAUUGAUAACAAAAAAAAAAUCAGUAAUAAAUCAAUACAUUUCUCACUUUGCUCAGAAUCUAAAAAUUAUAAAAUGUUUGAACACUUACAACCCUUAGUUGGUUAUGUAUUUUUUUUUUAAUGUUAUUUUAGGUUGCAAAUUAUUUUUUCUCUUAAUCUAUUUAAAAAUUUACCCUAAUAGCUAACCAUACAAAAUAAAAUGUUUAGAUAUUUUUCUUCUAUGACAAUUUGUUUUAUAUUUAUUAUUGAAUUGAUUUAUAAUAUGUUCAUUUCUAUAAAUAAUUUAUUGGAACAAAAUUUAUAAUCAAUUAUAUUUUAAUUAUUUAUAAAAUGUGUUAAUCAAUUCUUCUUAACUUUUGAUUAUAGAUCCUGGUUUUAUAAUUUGUGUAAAGCCUUUAUAUGUUUUUAUUUCUAACUGAUGUUCUAGAAGUAUUAGUAGUGUAAAAAUUAGGGUUAAGGAUUUUAAUAUUUUCUAUGCCUAAAAUUGAAGAUGUUCCAGGUACAUUAUUAACAAACCGGUACCAAGUAUUAGCUGAAUAAUAAUGUAUAUAAAUACCGUGUACCAAGUAGUAGAGAAUUGAUAUUGGGUACUCAGUUAAGACUCAAUGGUUGGAUACCGAAACAUCCCUACCUAAAAUGUUCAAUAUCUUUUUAUUUUAUCUAUAAAUUUAACAGAAAUCAACUAAACUGAUUAUGUUUUAAGUUAAUUCAACUUUAUUUUAAUAUUCUAACUAGUUAUUGGAUAAUUUUGCAUCCUGUACCCUUUAUUGAAUUAUUAAUAUAAUUUUAUGCUGUUUGAAUGUGCUUAGAUUAGGAUUGUUUGUCAAAGUUGUGAUAUUCAUACUUUUGUAUUAUUUGAUAAGAUGAACUAUUAUAAUAUUUUUUUUGUUUCAGAUUGAACGCAUUAUAUUCUGUGUGUUUCUUGAUUCAGACAAAGAAUUUUAUGAAAAAUAUCUGCCAUUAUUUUUUCCUGUUAAGUAAUAAGAUUUCAAAAAAUUAAACCAUUAAAAAGCAGUAAAAAACUGAUAAGCAUAAUAACUUUUGAUUUGAUAAAUACCUAUUAUGUUUUGCCUUUUGAUUUAUUUAUAAAUUUUUUUUUUUUUAUGAUUAUAUUGUAGUGUGAUUAAUCUAUCAUGUUUAUUAUAUUGUAACAUGAAAUAAUUUAAAUAUACAAAUUUCAUUUAAAAAAAAAAAAAAUGUUAGUAACCACUUGAACAUCUGACAUCUAUACAAUAUUAUACACUUGAGUUCACAAUAGUUUAUAGCUGGAAAGAAAAGAAAAUUCUAAGAAUUUAUAGAAUACUUUACAAGUCAUUAACCUACAAUAUUUAUUUUAGUAAGUAAGUAAGAAAGAUUAUAAUGGUGCUGUUGUCUUCAAUGAUGGCUUUUUCUGGAUUAGCUAGUACUUUAUUCAUUAUAUUCAGGGUUGAGCAGUAUCAAAGAUACAAUUGUAUCAUGUCGAUUAUUUCGCUAAUAGGUACAAGAUAAUUUUACUGUAAAAAUAUUUACUGAAUAAUACCAAAAUAUCCAAUUUUGUUUUGCAGAACACUUAAAACUUAAAAUAAAUGUAAUAAUGUUAUAAACCUAAAACUUGUGAGAUAAUUUGAAAACAUAUUAAUCUCCAAAUCUAAAAUAGGUAUACGGCUGAAUACCUAUUUACUCUUACAGUCAUACAAAUAAGAACUAAACUAGAAUUUUCAUUCACUUAAAAUAUGAAUAACUGUAUAGUUAGAAACUUAACAUUUUCAAGAUGUUGAAGAUGAUGGAAGUAAUGUGCAGGCAUUUAUUCUUCCUCAUCAUUUAGGAUGUACUAGCCUUGCAAAUAUAACUAUCCUAAGUAUUUAUCCA
Molecule: messenger RNA, 8374 nt
Organism: Cinara cedri
Lineage: Eukaryota; Metazoa; Arthropoda; Insecta; Hemiptera; Aphididae
Source: the annotation of a GenBank genome assembly